UUGAUUUUUUGUUUGUUUUGUUUAGUCUGCAGGGAUUCUCGAGAUGCCGAAACGAACUACUCGCUCGUCAGAUCCGGCUUCGUCGCCACAGCCGAAGAGACUUCAGACUUCAGCACCGGCUACGACGCCAAUUAAGGAUGGAGUCGUCAAUGAGUCGAAGACAUCGAAGGCACCUGAAGUUGGGAAAAUUGGACAUCAGAAUGGAACGGAAGCUCAAAAUGGUAGGCCAAAGAAGCAAAUCCUGCUCAACGCAUUCGACAUGUCGACUGUUGGCCAUUUGAGUCCUGGACAAUGGAAGGUACUCAUAUUUCUCUUUCUGUAACACGAUGAGAAAAAACCCAGAAGAUCGCUCGGCAACGAAACGUGACCUGAAAUACUGGAUCGACCUUGCCAAAAUUCUCGAGCGUGGAAACAUCAACGCUCUUUUCCUAGCUGAUACAUAUGGAGGUUAUGAUACAUACGAAGGCAGUUUAGAUAACUGUAUUCGUCGAGCUGCGCAGUGGCCUAUGACUGAUCCAACAAUUCCGAUCAGCGCUAUGGCAGCAGUUACGAAGAAUCUAGCAUUCGGAAUUACAGCCAGCACGACAUUUGAACCUCCUUUCCUCCUCGCUAAGCGCUUCUCAACACUCGACCACUUAACAAACGGAAGAAUCGGCUGGAACAUCGUCACCUCCUGGAAGAAAGCAGCAUUCAAAGCCAUCGGCAUCAGCUCACCCAUCGAGCAUGACGAGCGUUAUCGCCAAGCAGACGAAUAUCUCCGAGUUCUGUAUAAACUCUGGGAAGGCUCGUGGAGCCGCGAGGCUCUCAUAGAAGAUAAGAAGAAUGAUGCCUACAUUGAUCCAGAUCUCGUGAGGACGAUUCAUCAUCACGGGAAGUACUUUGAUUUGGAGAGCCGACAUAUUGUUGAUCCAUCGCCGCAACGAACGCCGUUCUUGUUCCAGGCGGGGACUUCCGCAGCAGGCUCAGAAUUCGCCUCCAAACACGCCGAAGCAAUCUUCGUCACCGGGCACUCCCCCUCAGUCCUCGCCCCCAAAAUCGCCAAAAUCCGCUCCCUCGCCGCCUCCCAAGGCCGCGACCCCAAAUCCAUCAAAUUCUUCUGCACAUUCACACCCAUUAUCGGACGCACCGACGCCGAAGCCCACGCCAAGCUCGCCACGUACAAGAAAUACGCAUCCACGAUCGGUGGGCUUGUGCUCGUCAGCGGGUGGACCGGUAUCGAUUUCUCGAAGCUGGAGAUGGGGAAGACUAUUACGGAGGAGGACUCGAAGGAGGCGCAUAAGGUUACGAGUGCGCUGAGUGCGUUUACGACGACGAGUAAGGAUGUGCCGGAGUGGACGCCCGAAGUCGUGGCGGAGAUUGCGUCGAUUGGUGGAUUGGGGCCUGUGGGUGUGGGAUCGCCGAGUACGGUUGCUGAUGAGUUGGAGAGAUGGGUGAGAGAAGCUGAUGUUGAUGGGUUUAAUCUCGGCUAUGUGACUACUCCUGGUACGUUUGAAGAUGUUGUAGAUCUGCUCGUACCCGAGCUCAGAAGGAGGGGUUUGUAUCCGCGGGCUCCAGAUGAGGAUGCGGUGCCUUUGACGGCGAGAGAGAAAGUGUACGGCGCUGGACAGAUGGAGUUGAGAAGUGAUCAUACCGGCAGUCGGUAUAAGUAUGAGGUCUAUGUUGAGGACGAGCCUUAUGACAAGGAGAAGGAAGCGAGGGAGCAAAAAGAGAAGCCAGUGCCGCUUGGGCCAUGA
Molecule: messenger RNA, 1733 nt
Organism: Cadophora gregata
Lineage: Eukaryota; Fungi; Ascomycota; Leotiomycetes; Helotiales; Ploettnerulaceae
Exons: 6
Coding region: 327-1733 (468 amino acids)
Molecular function (GO): monooxygenase activity; oxidoreductase activity, acting on paired donors, with incorporation or reduction of molecular oxygen
Source: RefSeq, a predicted model, not a curated record